CCGUGUCGUGACGACCGAAUCUAAUUGAUAGCUGGAAAAAUACCUUAAAUUUCACCAAUUUCUAUCAACAGAUCGGACACAGAUAUUGUCCACAGUGAAAUACAUGGAAGUAUGGCAUCUCUGAGAUGCUUGAAAAAUUUGCACGCCGGAGGGAAGGUGACUUUACAAGCUGUUAAAUUUGGACUUGAAAAUGUCCGAACACUCCGAACAAGUUCAGCGUGCGGCGUUGAAAGACUCGUGGGGCGAAUUCAGUCUUUUCACCCGGGACUAGUCAGGCUGUCGGCGGUCCCUCCAAUCGGCGGUUGCGUGGAAUCAAAUCAUAGCUUAGUGACAAAUAAUUCCAUACUGAGAUCUUCGAUAUCACUUGAAAGGCAACAACGAUGUCUACACACAAGUGCUUAUGCAAUGAGCAGAAAGUGGGAAAGAAAUAACAGGAAAUUGUACCCACCACAAAAACCAGGGGACCCUCCACGAAUGGCUGAGGUUUACUACUCAAGACAGCAAAUCAAACACAGCAUGAGAAAAAUGUGGUACAUCGCUACGUUUGUGAAGGGGAUGAUGAUUGAUGACGCCCUGAAUCAGUUGCAGUUUAUUAACAAGAAAGGCGCUGGUAUUGUAAGAGAGAUUCUACUUGAAGCCCAAGAGGAAGCUGUUAAGAAUCACAACGUGGAGUUCAAAUCCAACUUGCAUAUCGCUCAAUCCUUCGUUGGUAAGGGAGAAUACGACCACGCCAUGCGAGUUCAUGCCAAGGGUCGCUUCAGCAUCUUGAACCUUGUCUACUGUCAUUACUUUGUAGUCCUGAAGGAAGGACCACCACCAACGAAGAUUGAGACCACUGGGUAUGAUCAGGCACAGCAUUAUAUCGAUGCACUCCGUAAACGGACAGUUAUUCACUCACUGUGAGUGUGAGAGAUUCACAUCAAACCCAACUUCCCCGUUGAAGGGAUUCCAUGGAGAACUAACCAGUGAAAAAUCUUCACUGAAGAAACUAUUUACGGGGACACAAUUUUGUCCCACUUAAAGCAAAAAUUUCUGUAAAGACAACUGUUAUUUUGUGUUUAAAUAAAGUUUCCCCAUUUCUUCGAAGGCAUUGAUGAAAAAGGUUAUAAACAGCCUGAGCCCAAAUGUCUUACAGUUAGUUAUGUAUGGAGAAAUAAUUUUUUCCAAUUUUUACUUCAAAGACAUUUGCAUAUGAUAUCACAGACUUGAAGUACCUCACUAUAGUCAAAGGAAGACCUAGCCGAGAGUUUAGCGCUGAGUUUACACACACGCAAUUUUCCAACGUAUGGCCUCAGCGGUGCCAGCCUCUACAAGGGGUCUAGGGUCUAGAGCAAAUAUUAUUUCCUGUAAGAUGAAGGAAAUUUGUACAAAAGUUCAACUUUGGAUAAGAUGCAAAAGUGAAUGUCAUAAGACGCAAAAGUGAAUGUCAUAAGACGCAAAAGUGAAUGUCAUUACAAAUACAUGUACAUAUUUUGUUUGGUUCUGAUAGAGGCCUGCACUCGUAAAAUGGGCCCAAUCUCAUAGCGUAACUUAUCGGUAAGCACUUUUUUGUGCUAACUGUCUAGCAGAAUUUUUUUUUUGCAUAAGCGCCACAGGUACAUGUAAGCAAGAAAAUCGGGCUGCCAUCUUGCGUGCUCAAUAAGGAUUUGCAUUGACGAAAAUAGUUUUCCUACAGUAAGCACUGGUAGGUUAGCAUGCCUUUAUGUGUGAUUACGAUAAGCAGCGCUAUAGAAUGGAAAUCGCACAGUAAGCACAAAAGCACAAUUUCUUUAGCAUUUUUAUAAGCACAUUUUACAGUUAGCAAGAAAAUCAGGCUGCCAUCUUGCGCGCUCAACAAGGAUUUGCAUUGACAUCAUUAUUUUUUUCGUGCAGUAACACCGGUACGUAAGCAUGCUUUUUCGUGUGGUAACGAUAAGCAGCGCUAUGUAAAUGGAAAUCGCUCAGUUAGCACAAACUCGGCCGUUCAGCACCUCUAUGAAAUUAGGCCCUGUAUUUUGCUGAAGCCUAGAGCCAUAGCUAAAGACACUUAUUUACAUACUGCUUAGUAUUAUUUUUCCUGGUACCUACAAUAUUUGUAAUUAACCAACAGACAAAUUGACCUCCAAAGAAAAAUAAAUUAUACCAGUUUGAAAGCAAGA
Molecule: messenger RNA, 2138 nt
Organism: Asterias rubens (European starfish)
Lineage: Eukaryota; Metazoa; Echinodermata; Asteroidea; Forcipulatida; Asteriidae
Product: 39S ribosomal protein L22, mitochondrial-like
Exons: 6
Coding region: 112-903 (263 amino acids)
Biological process (GO): translation; ribosome assembly
Cellular component (GO): mitochondrial large ribosomal subunit; ribosome
Molecular function (GO): structural constituent of ribosome
Source: RefSeq, a predicted model, not a curated record